AGACGAAACAUUAUGAAAGCGAACGAAGAUAACAGAGACGUAGAGGUGAGGAGGUCAGCUGCGUGAAGGUGAACUCAAAAGAAAUUCUCAAGUUCUUAUAUUUUUCCGCUUUUUCUUGUUCAUGUCAUCGGUGUAAUAAACGACAGCAAAGAUCAUAUGAAAAUGGCAGUUGACGAUGAUGGUGAUGUUCUCCCUGACCGGGAUGCAGCAAAGGGAUUCUAUGCCAAGUAUGAGCCCAAAGAAGUACUUGGACGAGGUGGUUGUUCUGUUGUCAGGCGCUGCAUUGAGAAAGAAACAGGUCAACAGUUUGCUGCCAAGAUCAUUGAUCUGAGUGAUUCCUCCACCGAUGGGGUAUAUGAAGCCACAAUGCGAGAGGUUGAGGUAUUGCGACUGGUAGCUGGACACCCUUUCAUCAUUGAACUACAUGAUGUAUUUGAGUCGUCCACUUUCAUCUUCUUAGUGUUUGAGUUAUGUGAGCAUGGAGAGCUUUUUGAUCACCUUACAACCGUUGUCACCCUAUCGGAGAAGAAAACAAAAGUGAUUAUGCGACAACUGCUUGAGGCCCUUGCACAUGUCCAUGGCAAGGGUAUUGUACAUCGUGACUUAAAGCCAGAAAAUAUUCUCCUAGAUGAUAACUACAAUAUUAAACUUACAGACUUUGGUUUUGCAAAGGUCUUAACCCCUAGUGAAACACUUACAGAACUGUGUGGAACACCAGGCUAUCUAGCUCCUGAGUUACUGCGGUGCAAUAUGAUCGAGGGUUCACCUGGAUAUGGCCAUCCAGUUGACUUAUGGGCUUGUGGUGUCAUAAUGUACACUCUCUUGGUUGGUUGUCCACCAUUCUGGCAUCGAAAACAGAUGGUGAUGAUUCGUAAUAUAAUGGAAGGGAAGUAUUCCUUCCAGUCUCCUGAAUGGGAUGAUAUCACAGAUACUCCAAAGGACCUCAUAUCGAUAACGCUGGUGGUGGGGAUUACUCCGUCGGGAUGUUCGCCCCGCCUGGACUCCUCAGCCCAAGCUACAUUGUCGAUGGCUUAUCUUGUAAGAGCAGCCUCUGAAAGAAUUGUUGGUACAUACUUGAGGCUUUUAUGCUUAAUGAAAGAUCAGAUAACUUAUAUGACUCUGGAGGUGAACCUUGGCAUAAUUCCAUAUCAACAAAUGAAUAACAGUAAAUUUAGGAAUGCUGUAUUUAAGCAAAAGGAUCAAUAUCCUCCUAGCCGGAGUCAAAUUAUUGGGGUCACUCUGGUGGAAAAGCAAUACAAAGGCCGUCCGUUCAAUGCCAAGAAGAUGUUCCAGUUUGGCAUUAUGUGUGUACGUGCAGUGAUCCGUAUCCAAAGACUUCGUUUUACGCCCGAACCUGUAUCUCUUGCCGUCACCCGGGUCGAUCCAUAUAGGAUUAAAGCUCUGCGCAAGGUUAUUGAUAACUGCGCCUUCCGUGUUUAUGGCCACUGGGUGAAGAAAGGAGAGGGUCAAGACCGUGCUGCACUUUUCCAAAACUACCCCAAGCUUGAUUUUCCACGCAGUCCAAUGGAAGCGCCCCUCAUUGUUGGCCAGUCAUAAAAGGAAAACAUGUUAUGUCAAAGAUUAUCACUUUUGUAGUGUAUAUUUUAUCUUGUCCUUUCCUUUGAAAACCCUUGAUGGUAGUAGAUCAGAAAUUUUACCUAGACAAAGAAAAAGUUUUCUUCAUAUGCAAAACAUUUUUUGCUUUUAGCUCUUGAGAAAUUACUUUUGAUUGUUUUUAAUGACUGCAGAUGUGGCUCUUGGCUCUUUUGUAUGUCAGAGAUUUUACAAACAGAAUACUGGUGAUGUUAACCUUCUGUCAAGCCUUUAUUUAGGAACCAGAUGAAUUUUAAACUCUCUUUUUUUUAAAUGUCUUCCUCAAAAGUAAGGCAGUAGCACAAGCAUCAAUAACACUUACAUGAUUUUCGCAAUGUGGUUUAUCAAAGGAAUGAAUUAUAUUAUUAUCAUUAUCAUUAUAUAUAUAUAUAUAUAUAUAUAUAUAUAUAUAUAUAUAUAUAUAUAUAUAUAUAUAUAUAUAUAUAUAUAUAUAUAUAUACACAUGCAUAUAUAUACACACACACAGUUACAUGUGCAUUAAGCAUGAAAAUAGGAAAAUGAUUCUCGUAUGAUUGGAAAAGUAAAAAAAGAACAAGUAUAGAAAGUAAAAGGCAGUUUGUAAAAUUUGUUCAUGACAGCAAUAAUGAUCUAUUGUGAUCAAUUUUAAAAAUAAUGAUUUUUAUUUUAUAGGAAUUGUUUGAGUUGUAAGUGAAAAAAAAAAUACCCAAGGUGUAAGGAUGUCUAUGCAAAACUUCAUUUUUUGAAUUUUGAUACAGCAAUGCUAAUUUGGUUCAUUUUAUUGUAUUGUUGUACAUAAUAUACAAUAUAGGGCAUUGCCUUUUGUCUUUUUGGAAAAACUGCAAGAUUUGUGAUGGCAUUUGGACAACAACAUUGAUCAGUCUUUUAUGUUAUUUUGAGACAUACUCUUACCUCUGCUCUUGAAGUGUUACUUUACUCUUUAGGUUAUUGUUACUGAAUGUUAUUAUCAUUAUUAUCUAUGUAUUUUGGCUAAAGAUUAUUAGAUUAUUAAUGGUUGAUUUUUAAAAGGAGAAUUCCAGGAAAACUUUUUUUUCCAUUUCUAUAAAUUCUUUUUUAAUUAUGUAACAGUAGUAACAUGAUUAGUCUGUCUUUACAUUUCUUAGAUUGUAUAUUUUUCACAGCAUAUUGUUGAUAGUUCUAUCCAAUAAUCUACCUAAUUCAUGAAUAUAAAGUUCCAUUUAAGGUUUCUGUUUAGAAAGCUAGAAAAUCAAAUGGUUUUGUAAUGUUACUGUAAUGUUGUUGAGUGAGUUUGAUGCUCUUUUACCUAGAUGUAUUUUAAGAUUUUAUUGAUCAUUUAGUAUUAUUAUUAUUUGAAUGUUAGUUAGAAACAAACAGGUUUUUUGUCAUCUUCUGCUUGUAUUGACUAAAACUUUUUUCUCCUAUUUCUUAUUUAUAAUUUGUCAUCUUAUUUUAUUUCAAUGGCACAAAGGAAUCCAGUCAUAUUUUAAUUUAUGUUAUCACAUUCCUUGCCUCACACAUUUAAGAUUUAAGGAAAGUUGAAGCUUCAUCCUUACCCAUCCUUAUCUUGCUUCUCUCCCUAUUACCCCCCUUUGCUCCCUUUUUUGUCAUUAAAUAAUGAUAAGCUUUAUUUAUUAGUAAUCUAAAUAAGUGUUUUACAUUUUAAGAACAUGCCUGAAAGCCAUGAUUUUAUUUUUAGUAUUAUAAUUUUAGAACUGUGGUCAUAGUAUUGAUUUCCAUAGAUAAGCAGGAUCCAUUAUGCUUCACGCAGAAUGAUGUCUUUGUGCAGUUUCACUUUCACAAACUUUCUUAAGUGAACAUUAUUGAAUAAUGUGUGCAUAAUCACAUCUUUCUCUCCAGUGAGAGUAAGUGCUAAAUGAAAGUUACAAUAAUACAAAGACCUGCAUUGCAUGGACAAGAAUAUUGAAUUAAUGAUAAUUGUUUAGACAUGAUUUACUCUGAAUUGAUUAAGAGUUUUUUAUUGAUGAAAGUGACAGUGCAUAUUUUGAAAAUAAAUGUUGUGAUUGACAACAAUCAUCUACAUAUUUGAUUAUAUAUAGGAUGAUUUACAUUUUUGACAAGGAUUUGCAUAAUAUGAUUUCUGAGAAUUUCAUUUAAGGAGAAAAUGUACUACCACUUAGAUUUAUGUUAUUGUCAUUAUUUAUGUUAAUAUUAAUAUUAUUUUUAUCAUUGUUAUUAUUAUAAACAUUAUUAUUAUCAUUAUUAUUAUUAUUAUUCAUUAUUACUAUCAUUAGUACCAUCACUGUUAUGGUUAUCAUUUUUAUAUUUUAGACUUGAAUGUAUGUGAUAGUAUUAAGAAUACUAAAUGUGUUAUGCAACAUUAUAAUACUAUGAGUAGGUCUCUGCAAUUGUUUCCAUGAUUUGAUAUUUUUACAAAAAAAGCAUUUUGCAUUUGGCUAUUAGUGUCAGUAAAAAGAUGAAUAAAAAAAUAGAUCAGUGAAUGCUUCUUAUAAUGUUUCACACUUCACAGUAUGCACAAACUUUUCAGGGAAUGCAUGCUUUAAGUAAGGACAGGCAGUAGUGAUGCAAAAAAUAAAGCUACAGGAUUUGUUUACCAAAGGGCAGAAGUGCAGAUGUUUUCAUUAUUUAAGACAGUGGAGAUUGAAAACUUGAAACCAUGUUGAAUGGUCUCCCACAUUUUGUUUAAUAUGUAUAUAGAAUCUCAUAUAAGAUUGUUCUGCAGUAGAUGUUCCAGCUGAUUGAGAAAAUGUUGUCUUCUGUUUAUUGCAACAUUUAUAAUUUUUGCAUUUUUAAUCUCAAUUAUUAUGAAUAUCAGUACGUAUAUCAUAUGGCAAUAAGACUUUCAUGUUCAUUAUCAUAAUCAUCAUUAUUGUUAUUAUUAUCAUGUUACUAUUAUCAUGAUUAUCAAUAUUAUCAUUGUUAGUAUUAUUAUUGCAACUAAAAUUGUCAUAAUUACUUUGACUAAUAUUAGAAAUAUUAUUUUGCUCACUGAUGUAGAAUUUUCAUCACUAUUACUUUAUUGCAACAUAUUAAUUUGUUUUAAUUUUAUGAUUACUACACUACUGCAGGAAGAACUAUGAUUAUUGGAAUGACUAUGAAUGUAUCAGUAUUUUCUGAGUCAAUGAUAUUCUAGUCCCUUAUUAAAGAUCAUCUUCAGAUGAUUGUUUGUGAUUUUAAUAAACAUACUCCGUG
Messenger RNA from Penaeus vannamei (Pacific white shrimp), 4725 nucleotides. The record is from RefSeq and is a predicted model, not a curated record. NCBI's taxonomy places the organism in Eukaryota, Metazoa, Arthropoda, Malacostraca, Decapoda, Penaeidae.